CAAAUAUAUUAUUUAAUAUCAUUAUUUAUUUAUUUUUUAAUGUUUUGUUCCUUUGUAUUCGAAUUUCUUUUGAAGUUCCACUCAUGGUGGAAAUUAUUCAUAUCCACGAAUUCAACGUAUUCUCAUUCUUGUUGAAUAGACUAGUAAUAAAUUGACAGAAAGAAAAAGACAUUGUUAAGCAUGUGGGAUUGUGGAUCGAUAUGGACAGUGGCCACAUAGAGGUGAUAAAAUAGAAGGAAGUAUGUCGAUCGAUAGGGAUGUAUUUGUCAUCGCAACCCGCACCCGCAAAAAAGCAGACUACAAUAGCUUCCAUGGGAUUAUCCAAAUUCAAAUUACUAUUUAAACUUCAGCAAAACAUCAUUGAAUCGAAGUCGAUCAACCAGGGGAAAGCGUAGAUCGUCCAUGGAAGGAAAAUCGAAUCAAGAUAAAUCGAGCAUUGAUAAAGAAUUACAAACCAAGUUACUUCUUCACAGUGAUCAUGAUGAUAAGGGUGGUAUGAGAACCAUGCCAUUCAUCAUAGUGAAUGAAGCAUUCGAGAGAGUGGCGAGCGAUGGACUGAUGCCAAACAUGAUAUUCUAUCUGAUGGAAGUUUAUCACAUGGAAGCUGUAACUGGAACAAGCAUACUCUCGAUCUGGUCAGCACUUUCAAAUGGUCUCUCCAUUUUUGGAGCUUUCAUUGCUGAUUCUUACUUGGGUCGGUUUCGGGUCAUUGCUCUCGGGUCUCUCUCCACCCUCGUUGGGAUGAUUUUUCUAUGGCUGACAUCCAUAUUCCCACAGUUAAGACCUUCAUCUUGCGAUGAACUCAACACCAUUUGCAACCCUGCAACACCAACCCAACUCGCUUUACUCUUUUCAUCUUUUGGUCUACUCUCGAUUGGAUGUGGUUGCAUCAGACCAUGCUCCAUGGCCUUUGGUGCAGACCAACUCACCAAUCAUCCAACCCAAAACAACCAAAGGCUCAUUGACAGCUACUUUAACUGGUACUAUGCUUCUGCAGCAAUGUCAAUGGUUGUAUCUUUUACACUAUUGAUUUACAUUCAAGAUGAGUAUGGGUGGCAGGUUGGAUUUGCAGUUCCUGUGUUGCUCAUGGUUUGUUCUGCUCUCAUGUUCAUGCUUGGAUCAUCUCUUUAUGUGAAAGUUAAAGUUGGUGAGAGCCCGUUUUCAGGUUUCAUUCAAGUUCUAGUUGUUGCUUUCAAGAACCGGAAAGUGAAUCUUAGUCGUGAUGACUGCUAUAAUCAUAGCCAUGGAAUGGAUCGAGUUGAGCUAACAGAGAACUUAAGGUUUCUCAACAAAGCUUGCAUUAUUAAAGAUUCAAACACAGAUCCAUGGAAUCUCUCCACAGUCGAAAAGGUGGAAUCCCUCAAAUCCCUAAUUCGUAUAGCACCAAUUUGGUCUUCAGGAAUUCUACUAUUCACCACAAGUUCACAAAGCUACCCAACACUCCAAGCAAAAACAAUGAAUCGAAACAUCAUCUCAGGAAUUGAAAUCCCAGCUGCAUCAUUCGUCUUAUUCCUGGUCUUAACACUCACGAUAUGGAUCGCCUUUUACGAUCGUAUCUUAGUCCCGAUUCUAACCAAACACACACUUCAACCGCGUGGGCUCCACCCGAAAACCCGAAUGGGAAUUGGGCUAGUAAUCUCAUUCGUGGCUAUGGUGGUGUCCGGAAUCGUGGAAACCAUAAGGCGCCACAUGGCAAGGUCGGGUAAUGACAUGUCAGCGAUGUGGUUGGUCCCACAGUAUUCUUUGCUAGGAUUAGCCGAGGCUUUUAAUGCAAUAGGGCAGUUGGAGUUUUAUUACUCUGAGCUUCCGAAAAGUAUGUCAAGUAUUGCAGUGGCGCUCUUCAUGGUGAGCAAUGCGUUCUCGGGGCUUUUUGGAAGCUUUUUGAUCAAUGUUGUUGACUCUGUAACACGUGAAGGUGGUAAUGUAAGUUGGUUAUCGAGUGAUAUUAAUGAAGGACAUGUGGAUUAUUACUAUUGGUUGCUUGGUUUCUUGAGUUUGCUCAACUUUUUCUACUUCUUAGUCUGUUGUCGACUUCAUAGGAUUUUCUCAUUGUCUACAUGACCUCGAAGAAGGUCAACAUUAGGUUUUAGCAUCCAAUUACAAAUUGUGUAAUAUUGGAUACUUAUUCUAUAAAUAUUAUACGGAUAAUCCAAAAGAAAUUAAGUAUUUGAUUACA
Molecule: messenger RNA, 2176 nt
Organism: Lactuca sativa (garden lettuce)
Lineage: Eukaryota; Viridiplantae; Streptophyta; Magnoliopsida; Asterales; Asteraceae
Product: protein NRT1/ PTR FAMILY 1.2
Biological process (GO): transmembrane transport
Cellular component (GO): membrane
Molecular function (GO): transmembrane transporter activity
Source: RefSeq, a predicted model, not a curated record